Ahaetulla prasina is the source of this 1234-nucleotide messenger RNA. It is a transcript of the gene SKA1, whose product is annotated as spindle and kinetochore associated complex subunit 1. Gene Ontology annotation, biological process: chromosome segregation; regulation of microtubule polymerization or depolymerization; mitotic cell cycle. NCBI's taxonomy places the organism in Eukaryota, Metazoa, Chordata, Lepidosauria, Squamata, Colubridae. The record is from RefSeq and is a predicted model, not a curated record. The coding region runs from base 14 to 895 and encodes 293 amino acids. Gene Ontology annotation, molecular function: microtubule binding. The transcript has 7 exons. Gene Ontology annotation, cellular component: spindle microtubule; mitotic spindle; outer kinetochore.
GCGGGUUGUUUGAAUGAGAGCGAGUCGCCGCUGGACUGAAAUUUUUGGUUUUGUGCAGCUGGUGAUCGUGGACAUGGAAGAGGACAAGGCGGCAUUGGAUUCUCCCGGUGAUUCUGAAGCAAGAAAUUGGGAUACAAUUUCUUCAAACUUAAAUGACUUAUGCUUUCAUCUCAACUCCAAGAUCUCAAAUAUCAAAAAGUCACUUCAGUUGAGAAAAAUAGACCAGGAUCCAUCUUUGAAGACAGUGCUCAGUAAGGUAGUCCACGAAAUGUUUCUCUUAAAUAGCCUCCUCAAUAAAUUGGAAGAGGAAUGUCACCAUCAGAAGAGACUGCAGAAACAACUCAAGGAUCUGCAAGACUCGAUGGAGAGGGACUACCUCGAAGCCCAGCGUCUUGAAGAAAACGUGCCAAUCUACCUUCCCCGAGCCACACAAGGCAGUUCGACAGGCGUACCUCUAAAGGGGAAGGAACCGUGCAAAGCCGAGGAGAAUAAACCUGCAAAGAAGUCAGCCAAAAUCUCCCAGUGCAUCAGAGAAGCACCCUUCAUAACGGACACGGAGUUUGAGAGCGUUCCCUCGUACAUGAAAGGGCGUCUGACAUGCAGCCACGUGAACGCGGUCAUUGCAGAGAUCAACAAAGCUGUUGCUAGCAAAUACAGCAUCAUGCGCCAACCUCUCAAAACCAUGGCGAACCCAACCAGGAACCUCUACUUCCGAUUCCAGGAAGAAGAGACCAAAGACACAAAAGGUGAAUAUUUUAUUGUGGAGGCUGAUAUCGAAGAGUUCACCCAGCUGAAGGCUGACAAACGUUUUCACAGUAUCCUGACAAUCUUGCGACAUUGCCACCGAGUGCGAGAAAUCCGAGGAUCCCGACUAGUCCGCUAUGCCAUCUGCUAAAAAUUAUUGGUCACCCCUGUUUUUCCCCUGACAAUGCUGAUUCUUGUUUUGCUUCCUUCCUGCCACUAUUAUUAGAAAAGAUGGGUCGGCAUUAGUAAAAUGUUUGUUGUGGGACAAAGAUUUUUUUAGCUUUUUGCCGUGGUGAAGGCAGAGGAACCAAUAUCACAGCUUUUCCUGCCAUCUCCUCGUUCCACUUUAAUUUUCUACUUGGUGGGUUUAAGACAUUUUAAUUCGGCAACAUGAGAAGCGUCAUAGAUGAAGCGUUUGAAAUGUGAUUCCCUCAAAGUCUUUGGAACUAGAACUAUGGAAGUUGUUUGUUGCUAAUAAAUCAGAGAAGGA